Peniophora sp. CBMAI 1063 is the source of this 663-nucleotide messenger RNA. The record is from the annotation of a GenBank genome assembly. Lineage: Eukaryota; Fungi; Basidiomycota; Agaricomycetes; Russulales; Peniophoraceae.
AUGGCCCGCUUCACCUACGAACGCCUCGACAAGAACCAGGCGAUGCUCAUCGUUGUCGAUCACCAAGAAGGUCUCUACAUGCUCACUCGCGACCGCGACACUGUGCGCUACAAGAGCGACGUCUUCGCACACGCCGCCCUCGGCCAAAUCUUCAACUUGCCCACCGUCCUCACGUCCAGCUCUGAGACCGGUCCCAACGGCCGCAUCCCUGUCGAGGUCCUCGCGAUGCACCCGAAGGCCGCCUUUGUGAAGCGCCACGGCGAGGUGAAUGCUUGGGACAAUGAAGAGUUUCGCAAAGCUGUCCAGGCGACAGGACGCAGACAGGUCAUCAUUGCCGGUAUCACCACCGAUGUUUGCAUCGCUUUCCUGGCGCUCUCUCUGCGCGACGCUGAUUACUCAGUAUGGGCCAAUGCGGAUGCUAGCGGCACCUUCGACGUUCGUACGUCAAACGACGCAAACGACCGCAUGCGCUCGGCGGGUGUGCAUGUACUUUCCUCGUUCGCUCUGGCGUGCGAGCUUAUGCGCGACUGGCGCGCUACUCCCGGCGCAAAGGAGAUGAUGCCCUUCUUCGACAAGUACCUUCCUGACUACGGCUUCCUUGCGCGCUCCCAUGACUCCGCCUUGAAAGACGGUACACCAUCGGGCUUGCCGGCGAAGCUUUGA